Messenger RNA from Lindgomyces ingoldianus, 2027 nucleotides. RefSeq names its product terpenoid cyclases/Protein prenyltransferase. The transcript is spliced from 3 exons. NCBI's taxonomy places the organism in Eukaryota, Fungi, Ascomycota, Dothideomycetes, Pleosporales, Lindgomycetaceae. Gene Ontology annotation, biological process: protein geranylgeranylation. Gene Ontology annotation, molecular function: CAAX-protein geranylgeranyltransferase activity. Gene Ontology annotation, cellular component: CAAX-protein geranylgeranyltransferase complex. Bases 144 to 2027 code for a protein of 627 amino acids. The record is from RefSeq and is a predicted model, not a curated record.
CUUCUCAAAACGGGCGAUUCCCAUCAGGCAAAAUCAGCACGAAUCUCACCAUAUGUUUCCGUGAUCCUGGGAAAGCUCUGGGACGAACCUGAAGGUCUCCCUCAGACGAUCUCGCAAGGCACAAAUUAGAGAACAAGUUCAGAAUGGCCUCCCGCGAGAGCACACUUUACUAUUCCAAGCACAUCAACUACUGGAGAAGAAAUCUAAAAACAUUCCUGCCCCAUCACUACACUGGCAACGAUUCAAAUCGCAUAAUGCUUGCUUAUUUCAUCCUCUCCGCAGUCGACUUGCUGGGAGAUUUACCGGCGGCGCUUUCAUCUGAGGAACGUCAAGGUCACAUAGAAUGGAUAUAUCGCUGCCAACUUCCAGAAGGUGGUUUUCGAGGGUCUCCAGGAACAGACUUUGGAAGCUUGAGGAAAGCUGAAAAUGCGGUUUGGGAUCCGGCAACCGUGCCAGCGACUUUCUUCGCUAUUUCCAUACUCGCGAUAUUGGGAGAUAAUCUACGGAGAGUAAAGAGAAGGGAAACCCUCUCCUGGCUGAAUAAGAUGCAGAGACAUGACGGGAGCUUUGGAGAGACUCUUGGGUUGGACGGCCGAAUUGAAGGCGGCCAUGACACGAGAUUCGGAUACACCGCUGCUGGUAUCAGGUGGAUGUUGAGGGGUACAGUCGCGGGUCCAAUUGACGAAGUACCAGACAUAGAUGUCGACAAGUUCGUUGAGUGUUUACGGAACUCUGAAACUUACGACGGAGGAAUCUCAGAAGAUGCAUACCACGAAGCUCAUUCUGGGUAUACCUGCUGCGCCGUCAGUGCUCUUUCCUUAAUCGACCGCCUACCACUUCCCGCAAACUCCUCACAACAGCCUGACGACCGAAUUCGAGGUAUAAAAAAUCCUCUGCUAUUGCUACGCUGGCUAGUCUCCCGGCAAACUUUAACAAUAGAGGAAGACGAUGCCCUCGAUGCCCACGCGGCUGAGGCCGAUUCGGCAGCUACCACCAAUGAUCCACGGCCGUCCAUGAAACUCUCAGAUUCAUAUUACGACCUUUCAAGGGUAGGCCUCAACGGCCGUGCCAACAAAAUAGGGGAUACAUGCUACGCAUACUGGUCCUGCGCCCCUCUCAAAGUCCUCGGCCAUCUCGACCUCGUGGACGGAAAACCCAUCCGUCGGUGGUUACUCGACAAAACGCAGCACCUAGUCGGCGGCUUUGGGAAACUCCCAGGACACCCACCAGACAUCUACCACUCCUACCUUGGCUUGGCCAUCCUCUCUAUUUUCGGAGAACCUGGGUUGAAGGAUGUGGAUGCGGCUUUGUGCAUAAGUAAUAGAGCAAAAGCACACCUUGAAUCGUUACCCUGGAGAAAAGCGACUGUUGGGGAUGCUAAGCAAUGUGGAAUGGGAGAUGUACCGCAAGAAAUCCUCUUCGACCCCGCCGCACGUGAAGAAUACCUCACAGGUUUCCAUAAGCGCAAACUGGCGCGUGCAAAACACGCACAGGAAGAAGCUGCGAAGAAGGAGAAGGAGGAGAGGUUGAGAUUGAGGCGAGAGCUGCGGAAACAGCGAAAGGAGGACCUAGAACGACAUGUCAGCGAAGUCAACGCUCUAUUACGAAAAGCCACCGACGACCCCCACUCUGAUAAGGAAUCUCCGGAAAACACUGACUCCGACGACAAUACCAGUGAAGAGGAAUGGGAGGGGCUCGAAGAGCCCGUCGUAGAGGAUAUCGACCGCGAAGACGAGUACAUAGACGAAGACAAAUACACCACUGUUACGAUCGAAAGCGUGCAGAUAUCUAAACACGGGUUUCAGAAGACUGGGGGAGGUGGAGCGGAUAGUGGGGAGCAGGAUAAGGAGAACGGGACCGGGGAAGGAGAGCAGAAGAAGACGUGGGCGAAGGAGAGGCCCAAGGUGGAUAGGCCGAAGAAGAAAAAGAAGAAGUUUAGAUAUGAGAGUAAGGCGGAGAGGAAGGUCACGAGGAUGAAGCAGGGAGCGAAGAAUAGGGCGCAGGCUAGUGCGCGAAAGGGGAAGUAA